UGCAUGAUGGUGAUGAAUUCUCGUCUGGAAUUCGAUUUGUUAGUGUAAUUAAAAGCCAAAUUAGAAUAAAUAAUAAUUGGUUUGCAACUUAGUACAACAUUGUAUGACAGUAAAGAGAUGGAAAUCCGUUUGGAAGACUUCAACAGAUGUUGUCGCUGCUGUCUUGCGGUGGUGGAUGCAAUGAAACCUAUAUUUGGUGCUUGUCUCAAUGAUAUGCUUGCAAAACUAAUGAGUUUUCAGAUAGUACAGGAUGAUGGGUAUCCGCAGCAAAUGUGUUCUCAAUGUGUACUCAGACUGAGCACUUCGUACACUUUCUACACAAUGGUGAUGAGAAGCCACAAGGUUUUAGAAGAAAUAUUAAAGACAGCUGAAAAAAAUGGGGGACUAUCAGCUUCAGCAGGAAACAAGGAACAAAGGAAAGAGAAAUUAUACACUGAAAUAGAAAAGACAGAAGAAACUACAUCAGAGAAAGGUUAUAUUCAGAAGAAAGUGCCUACUGACCAAAAUUUCAUUCCAAAAAAAAAUACUGCAAAAAACACGCCUAUAAUAUCGGAAUCGGAGAAUAGUGAGGGUUCUGAUAAAGAAGACGAUUAUCACUGUUCACAGUGUGAACAUACUUCAAAGAACCAGGAGACUUUUGAGGUACAUUUACCCACACACUUGGUUGGACCUAAAAAUAAUUCGGAAGACCUGGACGCCUGCGCGCAACUGUGUAAUAUAUGUGGAGCUAGGUUCCGUUGGCGGACGUCGCUGUUCAAGCACUUGAGGAGGCAUCGCGGCGGCCGACACCGGUGCGAGGUCUGCCAUAAAGUGUUCGCCGAGGCGUCCACUCUAAAUGUGCACAUGGUGAGCCACGGCUUAAAUAAAAAACCCUACGAAUGCAAUACUUGCGGCCGCACGUUCACUCAACAAUCCAGCCUCAGAAAACAUGCGCAGACGCAUGAUGCCCGCUCCCAACUAAAGUGCAGCGACUGCGAUAAGAGCUUUCUGCAUAAAUAUUCAUUGCUGAGACACCACGUAAACGCUCACUCUGCUAACGAGUGUCCGUUCUGUAGAGAAAUAUUUAGAGGUAAGAAACUCCUGGAUGCACAUAUGAAGCUUCACAAAAAGGAGAUGGACAGCCCAAACACAGAAAUGUUGACGGACAAUGAAAUGGUGACUGAAUCAAUAAAUAUUCAGGCAGUUACGGUGGAAUUUCUGUGUCUAAUAUGCACUCAAAAGUUCCAAAGCAGAGAGAGUCUAGAGGUACACAUUUGCGCCAGAGAUAAAAUCAACUGAAGACUAACUAGAAACCAACUACUUUGUUAUUUAAUUAUGGUUUGUAUUGUAAAUAGAAAGAAUAAUAAAAAAUGUUAUAAUAA
Molecule: messenger RNA, 1361 nt
Organism: Cydia fagiglandana
Lineage: Eukaryota; Metazoa; Arthropoda; Insecta; Lepidoptera; Tortricidae
Product: zinc finger protein 846-like
Exons: 12
Coding region: 118-1278 (386 amino acids)
Cellular component (GO): nucleus
Molecular function (GO): zinc ion binding
Source: RefSeq, a predicted model, not a curated record